CCACCUCCUCCCCCUUAAUAUGAGCGACGCCUACACGAGUGCGAGGCGACGUCGACGAGGACGAGAGAACGAGGAGGCACGCACGAGAGCUCCUCCUCCCACCCAAGCACGGUGGAGCUCAUGUUCUCGGUGCCUGUUCUCAAUCCUAAUAAAGUUGGCUGACGUUGCAUCGCCGGCCUGGCAAAAAAUCAGUGCUUGUUUUUGUCUUGAAGCUUCCACGGUUCCACUAAUAACUCAAGUUCCUUCUUUCCUGAGAACAGCCCAUUUCAGGAGGGAUCUUAGCAGAGUACGUCAAUUUUAUUAUUCAAUACUGCUUGUGGAUAGAAUUACUCUGUUGGCAAGGUUCUUUGUUUUAAGUAACAAAUGAAGGAUCAUCUAAUGCUUAAUGUUAGCAACCUUCCCGAGUCUGUUGAGGCGACCGAGGCAGCCAUGAAUCUGCCUUCCGGGGGAGUUUCUCUACCACCGUUGUCUACAACUCAUACACUUUUGUCAGUUCGGGAAAGCAUGGGUGCUGAGGAAGAGCCUCUUAUUCAGACAGUAGAAUGUCGUAUUUGCCAAGAGGAGGAUAACAUCAGCAACCUUGAGAGUCCAUGUGCUUGCACUGGAAGUCUAAAGUAUGCUCAUCGGGCUUGCGUGCAGAGAUGGUGCGAUGAGAAAGGAGAUUUGACAUGUGAAAUUUGCCAUGAGCCAUACAAACACGGGUACACUGCACUUCCUAGAGCUCAUCCUGAUGAGACAACCAUUGAUAUAAGUGGUGGUUGGACCAUUACCGGCACAGCAUUUGAUUUGCAUGAUCCAAGGAUUAUUGCAAUGGCACAAAAUCACAUAAUGGAAGCUGACUAUGAUGAUUAUUCAGUAACAAAUGCGAGCUCUGCUGCCUUUUGCCGCUCUGCUGCGCUUAUUUUAAUGGCUCUGUUAGUGUUGAGGCAUGUGUUGGUACUAACUGAUGAAGAUGAAGACGACGCUUCUUCAAUGUUUUUGCUUUUUCUACUACGAGUCACCGGGUUUCUGCUACCAUUCUACAUCAUGGCUUGGGCAAUCAAUAUCUUACAGGGCCGAAGGCGGAGGCAGGUAGCGGCUGCUCUAGCUGCAACUGAGGUGGCAUUCAUUCUACAGUCAGGACAAAGAAGGGGCAUGAAUUUCACCAUCGCACCAGAUUCCCCUGCCACACCUCAGCAUGAGCCUAUCCCUUGAAUUAAUGUUGUCAGCAUCACUCAAGUUCAUGUGGCAUUGUUUAGCUGAUGACUUGACGAAGAAUUUGUUAAUUGUGAUUAAUUAAUUAUUCAGCACAAGAUGAGAUGCAAUGUCAUCUCUUAUCAGAUAGAAUGUAUUAAUUCAUGUAUGUUUUGGUGUGUGUGUGUGUAAGAGGUGUCUGUGAUACUGAAGCCCCUUUUUUAUGUAUGUAUGGUAUGGGUUCUGUGUUCAGUGUCCUGCGUAUAGGUAGAGAGCACGGAGAAACACUUUCAGUAGGUUCCUAAUUUUUGUCUCCCAGAAAUCCUUGAUUUUAUUUCAGUUUUGUAUCUUUUUUUA
This is a messenger RNA of Oryza sativa Japonica Group (Japanese rice), 1530 nucleotides long. RefSeq lists its product as uncharacterized. Gene Ontology annotation, molecular function: zinc ion binding; ubiquitin-protein transferase activity. Lineage: Eukaryota; Viridiplantae; Streptophyta; Magnoliopsida; Poales; Poaceae. Gene Ontology annotation, biological process: protein ubiquitination. Gene Ontology annotation, cellular component: membrane. The record is from RefSeq and is a predicted model, not a curated record.